AAGCUGCCUUGAUGCAACUGCUGCAAUGUGACAUUGUGUCGAUUGUGUGGUGGCAGCAGCUAUUAACAACUGGAUGAUGUGGGGUGCAAAUGGAAAACAGUUAAGCCUGGCUGUGCUUUUUGUAGCCAUUGCCUCCUAUGACCUAGGGCUUGCAAAUGGUGUCAGGGGUGGAGUGAUUGGCUUCAAACCCUCUACAAGUGUCAGCAACAGCAUUGAAGUGGCAUCUGCAAGUGACAUUGACUUCCAACCAUCCACAAGUGUCAGCAACAACAUUCAUUCCAAGCCAUCCAGCAGCAGCAACCCAAUGCACAUUUUAUCUGAAGAUCAACAGCAGGUUAUCAAAGAUGAGCAGCAGGUUAUCAGAGAUGAAUCCAAACGACCUGUGAUCCAGAUCUACAAUGAUGACCAGAACCCUCAAGCUACUUCCAAACAUGUGCAACAGCCAAAGCCAUCCUUGACAACGCAGGCUACAGCCCCACCAAAGCAGCAGACCAAGCAACCAGAUGGGGGUAGUAUUCCUCAACAUGGCAAAUCCAAAACCCCUGUGGCACAGAUGUAUGAUGACCAGAAGCCUCAGGCUGCGUCCAAAUCUAUGCAACAGCCAUCCUUGACAACACAGGCUACAGCCCCGCCAAAGCAGCAGACCAAGCAACAAGACGAGGGUAGUAUUCCUCAACAUGGCAAAUCCAAACAUCCUGUGACACAAAUCUAUGAUGACCAGAAGCCCCAUAUCUCCAAACAUGUGCAACAGACACAGCAAUCCUUGUCUACACCGGCUACACCAGCACAGCAGACCGAGCAACAGCCCCUCACAGCAGGGCAUACGUCUAAACACCAGCAGAAGCGGCAGCUCUCUUCUCUCAGCUGAAGGUUGCUGCCACCCAGAGCUGGACUCGUUGGGUCGUGUCUUUUGAAGUUUCAAUAAAAUUUCAAAAUCCCAUUUCA
Messenger RNA from Engraulis encrasicolus (European anchovy), 945 nucleotides. RefSeq lists its product as uncharacterized. The coding region runs from base 74 to 868 and encodes 264 amino acids. The record is from RefSeq and is a predicted model, not a curated record. NCBI's taxonomy places the organism in Eukaryota, Metazoa, Chordata, Actinopteri, Clupeiformes, Engraulidae. The transcript has 4 exons.